Molecule: messenger RNA, 1806 nt
Organism: Girardinichthys multiradiatus
Lineage: Eukaryota; Metazoa; Chordata; Actinopteri; Cyprinodontiformes; Goodeidae
Gene: tle5
Product: TLE family member 5, transcriptional modulator
Exons: 8
Coding region: 908-1555 (215 amino acids)
Biological process (GO): regulation of DNA-templated transcription; negative regulation of canonical Wnt signaling pathway
Cellular component (GO): transcription regulator complex; nucleus
Molecular function (GO): protein binding; transcription corepressor activity
Source: RefSeq, a predicted model, not a curated record
GCUACUUGCUCAUACAUCGGGCCGUCCAUGAGGCAGAUAGAUCCCAGCUGUGUAGAUCUGCUCGGCACUCAUCUAGCUCUAACACGGCUCUCAUUUCUGUGCGGGGCUGUCCUGUUCUUAGCAGCGUUUUCUGGUCUGUCUAUAUAUCCAGCUGCUCCAGGAACCGGACUCGACUUUUUUUUUUUGUGGCUUCACCUCCGCUGUCCAAAUUCACUCCGAUUAUUAUCGAGCGCUCCUCGAUUUAAGGGAUAAAGAAUCCGUUUUAACUCCAGCCGGUGGACGUCACUAUCCUGGUUGGAUCCGCCGCUUCAGCGACAUAAGAGAUUUGAUUGUUUCUUUAACGGACCGCUUUUAGGCUGCGUCAGUGCUUAACUUAAACGGUGGUAUUAUUAUCACGUAUUUAUCAAGCGUGGUCGAUGAGGGUUUAGCCGAGCUUUGAAAGGGUAACACAAGCCGAGAGGAGAUUUAUCCAGACGCCUCCCCCUCUUUCUCUGUAUGUAAAGAUAUUAAUUUACAGCCGCGGAAAGCUCGCAGCAGCGAUGAACCAUAACUGACAGCUUUUGACGAAUUAGCCAGAGAGACGAAGCAGAAACCGUUGGUGGUUUCCUGUCUACAGACGCAGUAAAAUACCAGGUUCGGGGAGCAGGUACAGCUACAGCUGACAACACAAACGACUCAUUUUUUGUCCUCCUUAAAGGCUGCAAAGUGCAACACUCUCCGUUUUGGCUUGAAGCGUGUUUUGGUAAAAGGUGGGUCCGCUAGCUGCUGUUGGCUAGUCAUCCUGCUAACCCUGGACAGCUCCUGAGGAAGGCUGAGCUAGCUUUGGACAAAGGAGCAACGCAUCGUGGAAAUUUAUAAACACUGGGCACACAAGUCGUUGUUCUGGAGCGACAAACAAGGACCUGACAUGAUGUUUCCACAAUCAAGACACUCAGCCUCAUCGCAGCAGCUGAAAUUUACAACCUCUGACUCCUGUGACAGGAUCAAGGAUGAGUUCCAAUUUCUUCAAGCACAAUAUCACAGUUUGAAGCUUGAAUGUGACAAGUUAGCAAGUGAGAAGUCAGAGAUGCAGCGCCAUUAUAUUAUGUACUACGAGAUGUCCUAUGGACUCAAUAUUGAGAUGCACAAACAGGCUGAAAUAGUGAAGAGACUGAACGGGAUCUGUGCACAAGUCCUCCCCUACCUGUCUCAGGAGCACCAGCAGCAGGUCCUGGCAGCCAUAGAGAGGGCCAAGCAGGUCACCCCUCCAGAGAUGAACUCCAUCAUCAGGAUGGUUUUAUUAAAAAUGGCUUCAGUUAUCCACAGCUAUGCAGCUGAUCUUAUAGAUCUUGAAAUAUCAGCACUUUACCUCAGGACACAUGACAGGAUUUUCACAGCAGCUCCAGGCUCACCAGCUGUCCCAGCUUCAGGGCCUGGCCCUGCCCAUGACCCCCCUGCCUCUGGGCCUGAGCCAGCCAACGCUCCCAGCCGUCACCACUUCCUCCGGUCUCUUCUCGCUGUCUUCUCUGCUGGCCUCCCAGGCCCAGCUGGCCAAGGAGGAGAAGGCUUCCCGUGACGGCGCAGACAGCCACCGUGAGGAGGACGGAGACAAGUCUGAUUAGAUUCUGUCUCCACGUAGCUCUUUUAUCACAGAGACAUGAAGUCCCAGAUCUGUUCCUGCUUCCUCUCCCUUGGUUUUUCCCUUUUUGACCUUACCCAACAUGGGGUUCUAUCUCUUCAAUGCAGCUCCAGCUUUAAACCCCUAACCUAUCCCAUUCUGAGCAAAGCUUUGGCACUCAUAUUACGAUAAUAAAUAUUACAAUAAUA